Ochlerotatus camptorhynchus is the source of this 2355-nucleotide messenger RNA. RefSeq lists its product as uncharacterized. The coding region runs from base 1003 to 2355 and encodes 450 amino acids. The transcript has 2 exons. Lineage: Eukaryota; Metazoa; Arthropoda; Insecta; Diptera; Culicidae. The record is from RefSeq and is a predicted model, not a curated record. Gene Ontology annotation, molecular function: catalytic activity.
UCGGCUAGGAAAUUAUGGUGAGAAUCUUCGUAAAAUCAACAAAACAAUCUACGGCAAACAACAACAAACGAAGCAAACACACCAAUCAACUUUCCUACACGACCUGGAUCAACUUACUCUUGACGACACUUCGGAAGAUCCUAUCAAUCGUUCAAGGUCUUGCGAAGAGACGUCAUUCUUCGAGGUACUCGACGAAAUCAGCUCCACAAUUGCUCAACCAACGGAAAAGUUCGUGAUCGGUUCCAACAAGCGGGUGCGGAUACUGCCAAGCCAACCGUCCUCAAGUUCCGGACCUGCUGGCAAUAAUGCAUCUCGUUUGAAUGGUUCAACGCAAUCCACUCCAACUCAUGAACCGAAACCUUUGACCGUCGACAAUCCGGCUCCCCUCAUCAACAUCGAUCCCCAUGACGAAGGCAAUGGGUCUCGCAUCGACUCUGCAGUAGAUAGCACAAGGUCCCGCAUACAACCUGGCAGCAAUACCAGACCGAGCAUCACAUCCCUGCGAAUCGCAAAGAAAGACCAGAAUGUGAACGACAUGGUUUCUUUCUACGUGACUCCCUUCGCACCAGAACAAAAUGAGAAUGACUUGAAGCAGCAUGUCCAGGACAUCUCUAAUGUUGAUUCGUCUCAACUCAAAAUCAUCAAGCUAGUUCCCCGAGGAAAGAGUAUGGAAGACCUUUCAUUUGUCUCUUUCAAAGUGACCGUUUGCAAAGCAGUAUCGGGAGUAGUCGGCGAUCCGUGGUAUUGGCCUGAUGGAAUAACAGUCCGCAUGUUUCAGCCGAACCAAAAAAAUGGACCCUCUGCCCGUCUUCACAAAUCAUCAUAGACCACUCUUUCAUCCCAGGACGCAUCGUAACAAGCUCUAAGGAAGACCCUCAUCCGUCUGACACAGUCGUGCUGCAUCCUGAGUCCAACGACCAGCGUCAAAGUCGUCCUGGCCCUGUGUUCAGCUCUGGAGGCGGGGUCUUCCAAGCUGCCCUCUCAGGCAAGUACCAUUCCGACAUGAACAAUUCGUACGUUGAAAAUCUUCAAUCCCGCAGCUUCAAUACCUCCAGUUCAGCACAACGCAGCAAUGCGAGCCCAGCGGACAACUGUCAUCAUCCAACACUCCCAAGAGCCGUGAUAACGAGCUCCAAUGUUACCAAACAACAUCCGGGACGCCUACUUUUCAGUACAUUGGAGGACCCCGAGCCCCCCAUCACAGUCGAGCACAUCCAGCCAUCGUUCAGCAGUCGUCCCGGCCCUGUGUUUGGGUCAGGUGAAGGGGUCCUCCAGCCUGCACUGUCAGGCAAGUAUCCACUUCUCUCAACUUGUUCCCUGCAUAAUGGUUCUCCGAGUUUCAGCGAACGUGCAGCAUGUGACAAUGACGUGAUUGCUAGUAUUGACGACGAUGCCCAUUCAACCGAUCAGUUUACAUCCAUCUACUACCAAAACGUAAGAGGCCUGCGUACCAAAACGAACGAGCUGCGAUUGCUUCUAUCGAGCUGCGACUACGAUGUUAUCGUGCUAACAGAGACUUGGCUGCGACAAGACAUAAAGGAUGGAGAACUGUCGUCAAAUUAUGCAAUUUUCAGAUGCGAUCGUAGUGAACUUACGAGCCAACUAUCGAGGGGUGGUGGUGUACUAAUCGCCGUCAAAACGAGUCAUCAGUGCUGCGCAGUAUCAGUGGCCGACUGUGAGCAGCUUGAGCAGACCGUUGUGCGGUUACAACUAAAAAACCGUUCGGUAUACGUCUUUGGAAUAUACCUUCGACCAAAUUCCAGUCCUGAAAUGUACUCUGCUCACGCCGACGCAAUCCGAAAGGUUUGCGAUAAACUUCAAGACGAUGACGUUGUUCUAGCGUUAGGCGACUAUAAUCUUCCCGGACUCUGCUGGCGCUUCGAUGGCGAUAUCAAUGGUCAUUUACCAUCAAACGCCUCAACAGAACAAGAACUUGCGCUUACCGAGCCGAUAUUUGCAUGGGGUUUGGUUCAGAUCAACUCUUUAGUGAACGUCAAUGGCAGGACUCUCGAUCUUGCAUUCGCUAACGCUCCGGACUAUUUUGAGCUAAUUGACCCUCCAGUUCCGCUCCUGAAAAUUGACCCCCAUCACAAGCCAUUUCUCCUACGACUCGAUACUCAUUACACUACGAGGAAUCACGCCAGCGCUCAAAUGGGUGUAACCUAUCUAGACUUCAGAAGAUGUGACGUAAACCUAGUGAAUAACGAACUUUCGGCUGUUGAUUGGCUCUCACUGUUGAAUCGACCCUCGAUAGACGAAACUGUGUCCGUUUUCUAUGAUAAACUGCACAGGAUCUUUGACAAGAAAACCCUGGUGGACAGGGGAAUUACGUCAACAACGCAACAGGCUUCGUAA